AUGUCCUGUCAACGAAUUACAGUAACUAAAAGAGGUGUUGAGUUAUAAGAGUAAUUAAAAGAGAUUUUAAAGAAAAACUAGAAGAUCCUAAGGUUAGAACAUCAGCAAGGUGUAUUUGAUAAAUAGUAUUAAAUAGAUAACUCUGGAGAUAUAUUAAAGAAAUAGAAUAUUGGUAAGGAGUAAUUUGGAGGAUAUAUUGAUCUUCUAGAAUAAAGAUUGAAUUCACCAGAGAAAAUAAAGGUGUUUUUGAAUCAAAGAUUUAACAACUAACCAAAAUUUAUUUAAAAGGAAGUUGAGAAAGUUAGUUAGAAAAUAUAUAAUUAUGGAAAUUCUUAAUUUAGAUCUCAUCAUUCUUUACCUUCUUUAGAUUUUAGAUAAAUCUAACAUUUAAAGACUAAAUAUAGUGAUGGAUUUUGGAAUAGUUAGAAUCUCUCGAUGUCUGGAAAUACGUGUAAUUUAUUUGAAUUUGAGUAGUCUACAAGCCUAAAGACGAAGAAAUCAAAACGAGGAAGGUCAAUUAUUUAAUGUUUUAAGAAGCAAAAAUAGAAAGAAUGAUCACAAAAUAUGAUAAAUUUAAUGAAAAAGCAUAAUUUAUUCCUAGUUUCGAAAAAGGUAAAUAGAAAAAUGCAAAUCUUGCAACUGAAUUAUUAAAAGCAAUGGAAAUAAAAGACACUGAAACAAGAGUCGAAUCUAUUCAAGAAAUAAAUUAAAAGCAUGCUUAAAAUCUCGAUUUAUUAGAAUAUAACAGUUAAAGAAAAGAGAGAUUCCAUUAAAAUAUAACAGAAUUGCAUAAUAAAAAAUAUAAACGAUAUUGGGAUAAUUUAAGAGUUGGAAAAUGA
Paramecium sonneborni is the source of this 839-nucleotide messenger RNA. The record is from the annotation of a GenBank genome assembly. Lineage: Eukaryota; Ciliophora; Oligohymenophorea; Peniculida; Parameciidae.